Molecule: messenger RNA, 517 nt
Organism: Thamnophis sirtalis
Lineage: Eukaryota; Metazoa; Chordata; Lepidosauria; Squamata; Natricidae
Source: RefSeq, a predicted model, not a curated record
GGACCUAAUAUUCCAGUCUGGGCAGUGAUCAUAGUGGCUGCUGUUGCUUUCUUGAUGGUGCUGGCAAUUGUGGUCCUCUCUAUAUGUCUUUGCCGGGUCUGUAAAAGAGGAGUGCUGCCGAAAACCCCUACGAAGCCGAUGUGCAUUAUGCCGAAUUACAGAACCUUCCGGCCUCCAGCAGGGGCCAAUGUGAUGGCGGAAUCAACGCAGACGUUCUCAGCAGCGACUACGCCACGGUGGCCGUGUUGAAGGAAGAUGCCAGCAAGGAAGACUUUGGCAGCCCCCAGCAAACAGAGGACAGCGGGGUAGAGGAUGGGGUGAGGGAGGAGCAGGCAUCUGAAGAAGCAGAGUCAGCUUCAUGUGAUGUGGAAUAAGGGAGUCAAUUGAGGGGCAGAAGCGUUGGGUGCUCCAAAUGGCGGGUACGUCUCUUGUGCUAACACCUUCUUUCUUGAAAAGCCCAGUUCUACAGUUAUACAGGUAGCCCUCGACUUAAAACUGUUCAUUUAGUGACCAUUCA